Rhizoctonia solani is the source of this 1827-nucleotide messenger RNA. Its product is annotated as Formin-like protein 5. The transcript is spliced from 5 exons. The record is from RefSeq and is a predicted model, not a curated record. Bases 1 to 1827 code for a protein of 608 amino acids. Lineage: Eukaryota; Fungi; Basidiomycota; Agaricomycetes; Cantharellales; Ceratobasidiaceae.
AUGCGUAUCAAUGAUGGAAUCGGUAGCGUUGUCCGUGGCCCAGACGGCUCGCUUCGCCCAGCUAACGAUCUGAUGCUUCUCCGCGACGGCCGCCUCACGGUAUGGUCCGACAAGGCAGCAUGGGUCUCCCGCCCAACGGGCCUAUACGUCCCGGAGCAGAGAUUGGUCGACUGGGCCCGGACGGACUCAUACGCGGUGCAGGAGGGCCAUACGUUCAACCACCCUACGGUUCACAACCCGGAAAUUUCCCUCCUCCAUACGGAGGCAUACAUCCAACCCCAGCGCAGCAGCACCAGAACAUGCAAACGCAACGUGGUGCUGGUGGAGCUCUCGGCGGACCUGGCCCGGGUCCCGGACCAGGACCAGGGCCAGGAGGUCCUCCUCGGGCCGCAAGCGUGGACGAUCUGGCGGGAUUAUCUCAAAUGGACUUGCCGGGGAUUUAGAUAUCGUUGGUAUGUCCGGUCCUGGACGCCCGGACCUGGCAGGGCAUCGCUACCCCCACAGAUACCACCGAUGAUGAAUAACGUCUGUGGACCGAGACCUGGCCCGGCAGGACCCGUGGCGAUGGCACGAAGGCCGACAUUGAUGCAAGGAAGGCCACUCCCGAUAGGCAUGGGUGUUGUACGAAUGCUCGAAUUGAGUCAAGAAUUGAGUAAUAUGAAAGAUAAAAUGUUGCCCGACUGGGUACGAUUUAGGGGAGAAUUUUUCACGCAAUCAGGUAGUAUCUCAAUGACAAUAUUCUACGGUGUCGAAGGGCGGAAAUACAUGGUCGCGCCCGAACUCAUCCCUCGUUACUUUCUCGCAUUCUUUGAGAGUGGAGUGAACAAGAUGAGUAUCGGUUUGAAUGGCGCGACCGAAACGACCGAAGGAUGCCAAAACGAACAACUCGAAUCAUAUGUUUCGACAAUGCAUGCCGUUUGGCGAUACGAGCUUGAUAACGGAUGGGUCGUGGAGCACAAUGGACCGCUAAAAGUUCAUCUCGUGGCGGAACAAGUCCCUGGAGAUCCGCAGUCGUUUAAACUCAAGAUUAAUAACAUGGUCUGCAACGCCCCAACGACAUCUUAUUUCUUCCGACCAGAGAGGAUCGAUGGUAAUCUCCUUCAUGGACCAAAUCAUGAUGUUGGCCCGAUGACACCCGGAUAUCCCCGGGCCUCGCAGCACGCCACGGGCGAGCCCAUGGGCGGCCCUGGCGUCGGUCUGGGUGACGAUCACGGAGCAUUCCUCGAGCACGAAGAGAGGAUUAUGUACGAAAAGGCAUCACUUCCGCCUAAACCGUUCCAGACGUACGGUCUUCCGGGGAGCCGACUUGUUCGUGACUCACGCCCAGCCGGCAGUUCAUUCCCUCAUUUUAAUCCCAGUUUCAACCCCUCACAUAUGCCCAACCAUAGUCCGGCCUUGGUCCACGCUCAGGCAGGCAUGCAUCAUGGCCCACCCCAAGGUGCGAUACCGACGACAGGCCGACCGACGCCAACUCCUCCACCUAUGCGACAGGGCGGAGGACCUGGUAUUGGCCGCGGAGGUAUGCCUUUAGCCGGAAGCGGCGAACUCCCGCCUGUUCCAGGUCUAGGCGUCGCAAUUCCAUCGGGUAUGAUCAUGUCCCAGUCCCCACUUCUCACCCAUCCUGGGGCGCCUGGACAGCAGCCAAACGUGCAGCUCGGUCUGAAACGUAAACAGCAAGCUGAGCAAGGGCCCGACCCGAUGAGUGGUCCGUCGAACCCCCAGCCUCCCCGAGGGAUGCCCAACUCAACUAACCAGAACCGGUUCAACAAGUCGUCUCCUGUUGGCGGUCGGAAAAAGGCCAAAACCAACCCUAGCACGCUCAGUUGA